CCUUCACUUCCUCUUAGUAAGUGAGGAAGUUUCAGGCAGUUAAUCCGACGCUUCAUUCGUUCUUUCACUGAGCUGUCAACAUUUAAUUGUGAGGCGACUACAUUCGAUAUAAAAUAUAUAUAGCCAGCUAUACUUCUCUGCAACAACGUUUUUCUCUUUGAAAACAGCUGCUCUCGUCUUACUAUGACUCUCAGGUGAUCGUCAAAGAGUCCAGGUGGUUCUGCUGUGCUCUGUGGCCUUGGUGACUUAUCUGCAGAAUGGAGAAGGAAGAACUGAAGAUCGUGAAUAAGGAUGAGGAGGAUGAGAUGGAGCUCCAGGGGUACCGUGUGUGUCGGUGGCGUGUGGCAGUGGUGAGCCUGGGGGUGCUAUGUACAGGGGGUUUCCUCCUGCUGCUGCUCUACUGGAUGCCAGAAUGGUGUGUGAAGGCCACCUGCACCCGGACCACCGUGAGAGAGGCCGAAGUGGUGUUGCUCCAAUCAACCGAUGACUUUAAGCGCUGGUUCCUGGCCAAGGUGCGUGUGAUGCUGGCCCCUGGAAGAAACCCCUUUGACAGCCUGGAGACCCAGACCACUCCCCCCAUGACCAAUGGACACUCCCCCCACCCCUCGGACGGCUUCACCCAGGAGUUAAUCAGGAAGUAUGCAGAGUACCAACCCACUCAGAUUCGCUAUUUUACACUCCAUAGCACAAAGUACUACUGGAACGACGAGGUCCACAAUUUUGAAGUAUUAACGGGCCUGGAGGACCGGGAGGUGACCUGUUCCACCGUCCACUCAGAGCACAGCACGGGGCUCACCAGCAACCAGCAGGAGUACAGGAGACUGUUUUUCGGAGUGAAUGAAAUUGCAGUGAAAGUGCCUUCAGUUUUCAAGCUUCUAAUCAAAGAGGUCCUCAACCCUUUCUACAUCUUCCAGCUCUUCAGUGUGAUCCUGUGGAGCGCUGAUGAGUACUACUACUAUGCCGCAGCCAUCGUCUUUAUGUCGGUCAUUUCCAUAGCUACCUCGCUGUACACCAUCAAAAAGCAAUACGUCACGCUUCAUGACAUGGUGUCAGCACACAGUAUUGUCCGAGUUUCAGUCUGCAGAGCCAGCAACGACAUCGAGGAGGCCCUGUCCACUGACCUGGUGCCCGGCGACGUCAUGGUCAUCCCUAGCAAUGGGACCAUUAUGCCCUGCGACGCGGUGCUGAUCAGCGGCACCUGCAUCGUCAACGAGAGCAUGCUGACAGGUGAGAGUGUGCCAGUCACCAAGACCAACCUCCCCAACCCGGGCGAAGGGGACAAGGAGGGUGACGCAGCUUACAGCAUGGAGGAGCACAAGAGACACACCCUCUUCUGUGGCACGCACGUCAUACAGACCCGCUUCUACUCAGGGGAGCUGGUCAAGGCAGUGGUGGUCCGCACAGGUUUCAGCACAGCUAAGGGCCAGCUGGUGCGCUCCAUCCUGUACCCCAAGCCCACCGACUUCAAGCUGUACCGCGACGCCUACCUCUUCCUGCUGUGCCUGGUGGCUAUAGCUGGCAUCGGCUUUGUCUACUCCAUCGUCCUCAGCAUCAUGAACAAUGUGCCAGCCAAGACCAUCAUCAUUGAGUCCCUGGACAUCAUCACCAUCACUGUGCCCCCCGCGCUGCCCGCUGCCAUGACGGCAGGCAUCGUGUACGCCCAGCGCCGCCUCAAACGCAUCGGCAUCUUCUGCAUCAGCCCCCAGAGGAUCAACAUCUGUGGCCAGCUCAACCUGGUCUGUUUCGACAAGACAGGUACACUCACAGAGGAUGGAUUAGACCUGUGGGGAGUCCAGAGAGUGGAGAAGGGGACUUUCCACCUGUCAGAGGAGAAUGCCUACAAGGACACUCUGGUUAAGUCCCAGUUUGUAGCCUGCAUGGCCACCUGCCACUCUCUUACCAAUAUCGAUGGCAAGCUGUCCGGAGACCCUCUAGAUCUGAAGAUGUUCGAGGCCACAGGCUGGAUCCUGGAGGAGGCCACUGAGGAGGAGACCUCCCUCCACAACCGUAUCAUGCCCACCGUGGUGCGGCCCCCCAAGCAACUGAUGCCCCCCGAGCCCGUCAUGUCACCUGAACAGGACAUGGAGCUGUAUGACUUGUCGUCGGCCUAUGAGAUUGGUAUCGUGCGUCAGUUCCCCUUCUCCUCGGCGCUGCAGAGGAUGUGUGUGGUGGCCCGUCUGCUGGGGGAGAAGCGCAUGGAUGCCUACCUCAAGGGGGCGCCAGAGGUGGUGGCCAGCCUCUGCAAGAAAGACACUGUUCCAGAAGACUUUGCAGAGGUUCUGGAGGACUACACCAAGCAGGGCUUCCGGGUCAUCGCCCUGGCCCACCGCCGCCUUGAGUCCAAACUCACCUGGCACAAAGUACAGAACGUCAACAGGGAUCAGAUGGAGGCCAACAUGGAGUUCCUGGGGCUGAUCAUCAUGCAGAACAAGCUGAAGGCUGAGACCUCCGGGGUACUGCAGGACCUCCGCAGGGCACACAUCCGCACCGUCAUGGUCACUGGUGACAACAUGUUAACGGCCAUCUCGGUAGCUAGGGACUGUGGCAUGAUUCCCCCUCAGGACCAGGUCAUCAUCGCUGACGCGCUGCCCCCUAAAGAUGGCCAGGCGGCCAAGAUCACUUGGCGCUACGCAGACAACCCCAGCAAACAUGUGGGCAAAGCACCACGCCUGGAGGAAGUACAGAUCAAUCUAGAGGAUGUGCAUCACACUCACAAGCCUCAGGACCAGUACCACUUUGCUAUGAGUGGCAAGUCCUUUGCUGUCAUCACCGAGCACUUUCAGGACCUGCUGCAAAAGUUGGUGCUGCAUGGCACCGUGUUUGCCAGAAUGGCCCCCGACCAGAAGACCGAGCUCAUUGAGGCACUGCAGAGUGUGGAUUAUUUUGUGGGCAUGUGUGGAGACGGCGCAAACGAUUGUGGUGCUUUGAAGAGGGCUCACGGUGGGAUCUCUCUCUCUGAGCUGGAGGCCUCUGUAGCCUCUCCCUUCACUUCCAGGACACCCAACAUCUCCUGUGUGCCUAGCCUCAUCAGAGAAGGGCGAGCGGCUCUCAUCACCUCCUUCUGUGUGUUCAAGUUCAUGGCCCUCUACAGCAUCAUCCAGUACAUCAGUGUCACCCUGCUCUACUCUAUCCUCAGUAACCUGGGAGACUUCCAGUUCCUCUUCAUCGACAUCGCAAUCAUCCUCCUCGUAGUCUUCACCAUGUCUCUGAACCCAGCGUGGAAGGAGCUGGUGUCGAGGCGUCCCCCCUCAGGUCUGAUCUCAGGCCCUCUGCUGUUUUCCGUGCUGACUCAGAUCCUCAUCUGUCUGGGCUUCCAGACCAUUGCCUUCCUCUGGGUCCGACACCAGGCCUGGUACCACAUCUGGACGCCACAGUCCGAUGCCUGCAACUCGUCCCUCCGUGCCAACUUGGGGCCAGAACACAACUCCUCAGAGGAGAGGGACGACCACAACAUCAAGAACUACGAGAACACCUCCCUGUUCUACGUCUCCUCCUUCCAGUACCUCAUCGUGGCCAUCGUCUUCUCCAAGGGGAAGCCCUUCAGACAGCCCAGCUACAAAAACUGGCCUUUUGUGGUGUCAUGUAUUGGCCUGUACAUAUUUAUGUUCUUCAUCAUGUUUUACCCUGUGUCUGCUAUCGAUGAAUUCCUAGAGAUUGUGUGUGUUCCGUUUGAAUGGAGAAUCACUCUGUUCUUCAUCAUCAUAGUCAAUGCAGUCGUGUCUGUAUUGGUGGAGACCCUCGUCCUUGACGUCGUCUUAUGGAAGCUUGUCUUCAGCCGAGACAAGCAGGGCGGCUAUGGCACCACCCAUGCCGCUCCAACAACACAGGGGGGCAUCGACCUCUGGGGAGCCAAAUGUCUGUCGUGGCUGUGCUGCCGCCGGAGGAAGGUACCCAAGGCGCGCUACAUGCACCUGGCCCAGGAGCUUAGCGUGGACCCCGACUGGCCCCCCAAACCCACCACCACCACCGAGGCCAAGCACCCACUGCCCGGCAACCCCCCUGAAAAUGGCUCCUCCUACCAGAUAAUGGCCGACUCCUAGCACCCCCCCGCCCCACUCUUGGCUAAAGCAAAAACACACACUCCCGACCAAAAGGACAAAAAGAAACAGUGGUCUAUGGAAAGAACAAGGCGAAAGAUGGGGUGAUGGUAGAAAAGGAUUUUGGGGUGAAGUAAUGGUAGUGUGGAUCUCUCCAUGCUCUUUGCUGCUCAGAUCCAGCACACUGUUCAGACCCUGGCUGGUCUACGUAACCCUCACCAACCAAACCCCUCAACCUGCCACCACCCCCUGGUAUACAAUGGUUUGUCUACUACACAAAUACACCCCCAGUAUGGUCUACUCUAUAUCCACCCCGCCUUCAGCUGGUCUACCUGCAGUCCAAGAGUCCAUGUUGUCCACAGGCUGGGUCCUGUGUCAGAGUCAGACCCCUGUGUCAUUAUUAUGAGUUUAAUCAUUGCCUACCUGCUUUUUAACCCUUGCAGAACUAUGCAGUGAACUGACGAAACUCCAAUCGUAGUCUUAAAACGGUAAUGAUUUUUACAAUUGUAAUUGGUAUUGCUGUGAUUCCUCCAUGAGCUCCAGACCUUCUCGCAUUUUUGCUUUUGUUUGUAAGCAGCCACCAGCCAUCUCCACUAACAUGGUUAUCAUACAGGGGACUUGAAGCAUGGAUGUGCAUGAACCCAGCUCCGUUUAGCCAUUGUUAUAUGGUGGUUGGAAUACUACUGCUUACCCAACAGUACUGUAGUAUUAAUAUUGCUGAACAGGGACCAGAACCUUUUUGUAUUAUGAAACUAGGCAUAACAAGAGGCAGUAUGUAAACGGCUUGGAAUCACAGGUAGCAGCAACCCACCCCACUGCAUGUAGAAACCAUCUAAAGGCAAAUAGACUUGCAAAAUCAUGUCAAACUGGCCUCACAUGGGCUAGCCUUGCUCCACAUGGAGAAGGUCUGUCUUUAAAAAAGAAAAAAAAAAGAUAUGAUAAUGGUGAAAGGCGAGGCAUUGUGAAAUUGAUUACCUAGCCGUAUGCGUGCGCUCUCUCCGUACAACCAUGCAACUGGCAAGAUACUGUACUACCAAUGUAUACUCCACUAAAGCCAUGGUAGCAUGAAUGUAUUGUAUUAGCAUUGCUCACUGCACAGUCAAAAGAGAAAUCAAAGGGCUUAAAACUCAUUGUCCAUCAGAGGAGGCUGCUGUGUAGAGAUAUAGGAUGACGUGCUCAUUGUAAUGGCUGGAAUGGAUGAAUUAAUUUCAUUCCAACCAUUACAAGUCCGUCCUCUUAUAUCUCCGCCCACUAGCCACCAUUGUUGUCCAAAUUCUCAAAGAUACAAUACACACUCUGUCACUGUAUAUAUUUUCUCAACAGUUUAUUUCAUAACAGAAAAUGUACAUUGUGCAUUGCUGUCCAGCCUCAUGAUGUGUUGUACAUGUCAUAUUUUCUGCCAGUCAGUCAUAAGCCAGUCUUUCUCCUCAUAGUAGCAGGUCGUCACAUCUCGUCAGAGAUCCUAGUUUGUGUUCAUCUGAUGUAAAUAUUUUAUUUGAUGACAUUCCAAAUGUGUGUCAGAAUUGCCGGAAACACAAUACUGAGAGGUAUCGCUAAGAAUGCAAGUUCAAAUCUUUAAAAAUGAUGUAUUUACAUGGUGUUAAAGGUCCAAUGCAGCUGUUUUUAUCUCAAUAUCAAAUCAUUUCUGGGUAACAAUUAAGUACCUGACUAACCAGGUUUAACAUCCAACCUUUUAUGCAAGUAAAGUACAUGUCGGAUAAAAAAUGUCAUGACAGGCCUGAUGGAAACCAUUUUUUCCGGGAAACUUUCCAAAUGUCGACAAAACAAAAUCCGCCAGACAAGGUGGGAUCAGUAAAAAUGAUUAUGCGGGAGAAAUAGUAAUGCUUUUAUGAUAUAGUAACCAUCAUAUCGAUGUGAACUUGGAGUCACGCGAUGACGUGUAGUCCUCCCACUAAUACUCAUCAGGAAAGCAUGCAGUUUGUUACAGAUCUAAAUAAUGGAUGAUGAACUUCAAAGGGUGGUGAAAGUGCAAGUAGAUGCGCUUAAUUCUUUCCCGUAAAUAUCGAGGGUCUUAUUUUGGUGACAUAAUUCAUCCUUGGCUGCAGUUUGACAAAUAAAAAUAGUCUUGCUCUUUUGUCCAUAAUAAUAAUCUCAUGUAGGCUAUAUGUGAGCUCUAAGCAAAAAUGGCUUCUUAGCAAAUCGCAAUUUUGCUGGGAGUGGUCCGAGUGGAGCAGGGAAAACUGAGAAUGAGCUAUUAUUUAUUGGCAGAGGUUUUGACCUCUUUCUUUUUGGCCUAUUAACUAAUUUACCACCUGGUGGAGUCACCAGGCAGGCCAAAACUCCACCCCAACAGCUCUUAUACUAAGUGGUUAUCAUUUUCACAAGUUCACAGUAUUAUUCCAAGCUCAGUGUGAAAAUAUAAAACACAGAAAAAUCACGUUUUUGACUUCACUGGGCCAUUAAGGCAAAGUGUUAACUCGUUUUAUUUUUCAGAUUCACAUUUCAAUUUCAGGAAUGACAGCAACAGAUGUCCUAGUUAUACAUUAUUUGCAUGAUCAAACCUUCCAGAUCUCUACUAGACAUACUACCGUUCCAAGGUGUGGGGUCACUUAGAAAUGUCCUUGUUUUUGAAAGAAAAACACUUUUUUUGUCCAUUAAAAUAACAUACAAUUGAUCAGAAAUACAGGGUAGACAUAGUUAAUGUUGUAAAUGACUAUUGUUGCUGCAAACAGUGGAUUAUUUUCAAAUGGAAUAUCUACAGAGGCCCAUUUUCAGCAACCAUCACUCCUGUGUUCCAAUGGCACAUUUUUAGCUAAUUAAAGUUAUUUUAGAAGGAUAAUUGAUCAUUAAACCCUUUUGCAAUUAUGUUAGCACAGUUGAAGACGUGUGCUGAUUUUAAAGAAGCUUUUAAACUGGCCUUCUUUAGACUAGUUGAGUAUAUGGAGCAUCAGCAUUUGUGGGUUCGAUUACAGGCUCAAAAUGGCCUGAAACAAAUAAGUUUCUUCUAAAACUCGUCAGUCUAUUCCAUGCUAGAAAUUACCAAGAAGAUCCCGCACAACGUUGUGUACUACUCCCUUCACAGAACAGCGCAAACUGUCUCUAACCAGAAUAGAAAGAGUGGGAGGCCCCGGUACACAACUGAGCAAGUGGACAAGUACAUUAGUGUCUAGUUUGAGAAAGACUCCUCACAAGUCCUCAACUGGCAGCUUCAUUAAAUAGUACCCACAAAACACUAGUCUCAAAGUCAACAGUGAAGAGGCGACUCCGGGAUGCUGGCCUUCUAGGCAGAGUUCCUCUGUGUUCUUUUGCCUAUCUUUUCUUUUUAUUGGCCAGUCUGAAGUGGCUUUUGCUUUGCAGCUCUGCCUAGAAGGCCAGCGUCCCGGAGUCGCCACUUCGCUGUUGACGUUGAGACGGGUGUUUUGCGGAUACUAUUGAAGCUACUAGUUGACGACUUGUGAGGCAUCUUUCGCAAACUAGAUACUCUAAUGUACUUGUCCUCUUUCUCAGUUGUGGCCUCCCACUCCUCUUUCUAUUCUGGUUAGACAGUUUGUGCUGUUCUGUGAAGAGUAGUACACAGCGUUGUAUGGGAUCUUCCGUUUCUUGGUAAUUUCUCGCAUUGAAUAGCCUUCAUUUCACAGAACAAGGAUAGACUGACGGGUUUCAGAAGAAAGUUUUGUUUCUAGACAUUUUGAACCUGUAAUCGAACCCACAAAUGCUGAUGCUCCAGAUACUCAACUAGACUAAAGGACAGUUUUAUUGAUUCUUUAAUCAGAACGACAGUUUUCAGCUGUGCUAACAUAAUUGCAAAAGGGUUUUCUAAUGAUAAACUUGGAUUAGCUAACACAACGUGCCAUUGGAACGCAGGACUGAUGGUUGCUGAUAAUGGGCUUCUGUACACCUAUGUAGAUAUUCCAUUAAAAAAAUCUGCUGUUACCAGCUCCAAUAUUAAUUUACAACAUCAAUGUCCACAAUGUAUUUCUGAUCAAUUUUGUUAUUUUAAUGGACAAAAAAAAUUGCUUUUCUUUCAAAACAAGGACAUUUCUAAGUGACUCAACUUGAACGGUAGUGUAUAUUGUUCCUGAUAUUUGGAGUGUUGGUAAUAUGACACAGGUGAUUUUUGGAGUGUUGGUAAUAUGACACAGGUGAUUUUUGGAGUGUUGGUAAUAUGACACCGGUGUAUAAAGAAUGCACAGUAGAGAGCACAUUCUCCAGGAAUAUCCAGCAAUUUUGGUCAUUGACAAUAUAUGACCAGGAACAAGAGUACAUCCUCCUGUGACAAUUAACCUGUUUCUGCAAACCAACUCUAGAUUGAAUCCAUGACAGUUCUGCUUUUAGUAAAGGUAUAUUUACUCAAUGUUUCUGAAGAAUGAUUUACAUUGGUGUUGGUAUUUAAUUAUGUUGAGGGGAUCUUUCCUAAAUAUCUGUACAAGAUGCAAAUUUUUCUUUUCAGAACAAAAUGUUCAAUUUUACAUUUAGUUAUUCAAAUUAAAAAUGUAAUUUUUGUUGAAUGAUUAUAGAGUAAAAAACAUUUUAAAUGUUUAAGUGGUUGUAAACAAGUCAUGUUUCCAGAAAGUUCAAAAAGGCCCACCUCCAAAUCAGACUGGAACAUUAUGGACUUUUUAAUGUUAAUAAUACAAAGAAAAUUGGACUAGCUGUAUUUUAUUAAAUGUACAUUUACAGUAUGUGUUUUUAGAUGUACCUUCAAAAACAUUGUUUAGAGAUGUGCUUGAAAUAUGGAUAAUGCGCUUAUAUCGAAGGGCUGUAGUGGUGCUUUCUACUCUCGGUACUGUUUUGUCACAAUCAGUUGUUUGUACACUUUUUUUGUUGUAAUGUUUGGAUUUCUUUCCAGUGUUUUGUCACUAUCAAUGUUAUGGAACAAGCGAUGCUAUGUGUUUAUCUUCCUGAAUCAGACAUGAGUCCAUUGGGCAUUUCUAUAAUUAUUUAAGUCAAUGAUGUUGAGGUGCAAUUGUCUGAUACUACUAGGGCCCUCAAACUAAACUUUGGACCUCGACGCCAGUUAGCCUUUUUCUUCUUUCUCUCCAUUGUUCCUCUCUAAUCAGGGACUGAUUUUAGGUGUGUGCAAUUAAUUAUCAGGUAGAACAGAACUGGUAGGCGCCGGACCUCGUAGGGAAGGGGUGUCAAACUCCGUCUGUGGAGGGCCUAGUGUCUGCAGGUUUGAGUUUUUUCCCAUUCAAUUAAGGCCUAGACAACCAGGUGAUGGGGAGUUUUAUUAGUUAGUGACCUUAAUUCAUAAAUCAAGUACAAGGGAGGAGCGCAAACCUGCAGACAAUGGUCUCUCUGAAAUGAGUUGGACACGUGUCGUAGGGUGAAAGUUAAAUACCCCUGCAAUAGGGCUUGUGACCUAACCAGGGAAAAACUGGGGCCUAGUUAUCUCUAAAGCAGGGGUGUCAAACUCAUUCCAUGUAGGGCCGAGGGUCUAAUGGUUUUUGUUUUUUCCUUUCAAUUUGUGUCCAAUUAAGACCUAGGCAGUUCCCAACUAAUCAAUAACCUUAAAUUAGCAAUCAAGUACAAGGAAGGAGUGAAAACAUGCAGACACUCAGCCCUCCAUUUAAAUUAGUUUUGACGCCUGUGCUCUACAACCAAUAUCUAGUCGUGAGAAAUAUCUGCUCAGUGCUCACUGUAAACGGUUACCAUGAAUCUAAUGAUUGAAAUAAGGGAUUCUAUUAAUAUAUUGGCACCUCAGCUCGACAAACACUGUUUCUGGGCAGAAAUAUUCUGACCUUUUAGCUCAAUGUUCAUUUUCACUAGCACCUGUCACAUUAAACGUGUAAACCAUGCUUUGAGUUUUAUAUACGCUGUCUGUCUUUUUUGUCAAAUCUCAAUGUUAUAGGCUGAAGAAUGUGCAUUGCUGUGGAUAUUGCAACCGGUAUAUUCUCUCUUGUCUAGAAGGGAUAAUUUUGCUGCUAGGGGAAUGAUUCAGACUAACCUUAAUGCUUCAACUUUCAAUCAAUGAUGAUUACCCUAAAACUUGCAAAUAGUUAGUAUGCUUCCUCAUUUUCCCCUUCACUUACAAAGAAUCUAUCUGCUAAAUCAAAGCGAUUAAGUGUAUGUUGAAAUUCUUUUUUAAGGUACAUUAUACCACCUGUUGACAUCUCUAAUCACCUGCUUUUUAUUUAGGUGUUUGAAACAAACCAUUAAGAGGCAUUUAGAACAUAUCAGACACUGAGUCUGAACUUCCAGUGGAAUUGUUUCCUCAGGGAAAUGUGUAUUUGUAACAAAUCAAGAAAUACAAUGAAGUUAAUUACCUAACUGAAUUAAAAACUAAUCCUGUUGGUAAACAUUUUAUUACAGUUCUAUUGUAUGUAGAUUGCUGUGCUACCAAAUCCAAUCUCCCAAACUCUUAAGAGGCUUCUCUGAAAAAGAAAAAAAAACUUUUGUAAACGUAAAUUACUUAGCAAAUGUUUUGUACUUGUAAUUUAUUUGUAUUUAUUUGUAUUUCUUUACAUAGUAUUGUAUUUCUAAUUUUCUUUCGUUUUCUUUUCAAUAAAUGUGGUUGUCAAAUAAA
Molecule: messenger RNA, 10524 nt
Organism: Oncorhynchus kisutch (coho salmon)
Lineage: Eukaryota; Metazoa; Chordata; Actinopteri; Salmoniformes; Salmonidae
Product: probable cation-transporting ATPase 13A3
Exons: 31
Coding region: 258-4040 (1260 amino acids)
Biological process (GO): polyamine transmembrane transport; intracellular calcium ion homeostasis
Cellular component (GO): late endosome membrane
Molecular function (GO): P-type ion transporter activity; ATP hydrolysis activity; ATP binding
Source: RefSeq, a predicted model, not a curated record